This is a messenger RNA of Plasmodium gonderi, 1341 nucleotides long. RefSeq names its product mannosyltransferase. The record is from RefSeq and is a predicted model, not a curated record. The transcript is spliced from 8 exons. NCBI's taxonomy places the organism in Eukaryota, Apicomplexa, Aconoidasida, Haemosporida, Plasmodiidae. Gene Ontology annotation, molecular function: GPI mannosyltransferase activity; alpha-1,4-mannosyltransferase activity. Gene Ontology annotation, biological process: GPI anchor biosynthetic process. The coding region runs from base 1 to 1341 and encodes 446 amino acids. Gene Ontology annotation, cellular component: glycosylphosphatidylinositol-mannosyltransferase I complex; membrane.
AUGACCAAUGUUACACCAAAAGAAUCACAAUUUUACGAAAAAAAGAAAAAUACUAGCAUUGACAACAAACAUAUUAAAAAUGUGACAAACUUAAUAUACUUUCUAGGAAUUACAAUACGUAUAAUUAUUUAUUAUUAUAGCUUGUGGCAAGAUAACAAUUUGGAUGUAAAGUUUACAGAUGUUGAUUAUUAUGUUUACUCAGAUGCUGCCAAGUAUGUACUAAGGAAUGAAUCGCCAUAUAAAAGAUACACUUAUCGAUAUACGCCUAUACUAGCAUACAUAAUGCUACCCAAUUUUUUUCUCCAUUUUUCUUUUGGAAAAAUUCUCUUUUCAUCCGUAGAUUUUCUUAUCAGCAUUGUUAUAAUUAAAAUAUUGCAAAUUAAAUAUCCCUCAUGCAAAAAUUAUAUUUUUUAUGUGUCCUUAUGGAUUUUAAAUCCCCUGGUUAUCAUCAUAUCGAUUAGGGGGAAUGCCGACUGUAUUCCUUGUCUAUUCGUUUUAUUAACGCUCCUUUGUAUUUAUAAAAAAAAAAUUUGCCUUUCAGCUAUUUUUUAUGGGCUAGCUGUUAAUUUUAAGAUAUACCCAAUUAUUUAUGCCCUCCCAUUAAUGCUAUAUUUAAAUAAAAAUUAUUUGACUAAAGACAAAAUACUCCAGUCAAAGAAGGAUAAAAACUGUUUUGUAAAUCCAAUUACUCACACCUUUAUAAUAAUCAAUCAAUUCUUUGUCGAAUUGUUUAAACUGAAUCGUGAUCAGUUAAUAUUUUUUUUGUGCAGUUUUUUUACCUUUCUAGUGAUAAAUGUGCUUUUUUACAUAAUAUACGGAUACCAGUUUCUUUACGAAUCCUUCAUAUACCACCUCGUUAGACGGGACCACAGGCAUAAUUUUUCUCUCUUCUUUUAUCUUAUGUACCUAGGUAUUGAAGAAAAUGCAAAGAUUAUUCCCCUUAUAACAUUUGUACCGCAAGCAAUUUUAGUAGCUUUAUUCGGUUUUAAAUACGCACGACAAAAUUUGGAGUUGUCUAUGUUCCUACAGACGCUGGCUUUCAUUGCUAUGAACAAAGUGUGUACAUCUCAGUAUUUUAUUUGGUCCCUCCCAUUUAUCCCAGUUGUCCUCCAUUCCAUAACGUUAAAGGGGAAAAAUUUGAUCCUUAUCGUGAGUACGGUAUUCUUUUUUGCUUUAGCGAAGUCUAACUGGCUCUUAUGGGCAUAUUACCUUGAAUUUAAAGGAUAUAAUACCUUUUUGCAAUUGUUUUAUUCCUCUAUUUUAUUCGUUAUUUCUGAGAUGACAAUAUGUUGGGUUUUUAUGUAUCUACAUUUUAAGGAAAAAAAAAAAGAUAUAUACUAA